AUGGCGGCAACUGUUGGAUCGCGACGAAGAGUCAUCUUCCUUCGAAACAGACUCAAGUAUGCGCUGACAAACAGUGAAGUGGCAAAGAUAGUUAUGCAGCGGCUAAUAAAAGUCGAUGAAAAAGUCCGUACAGAUGCGAACUACCCAGCAGGACUCAUGAAUGUGGUGACAAUCGAAAAGACUCCAGAGAUUUUCCGUCUAAUUUAUGAUGUAAAGGGCCGUUUCACAAUACACAGAAUAACACCUAAGGAGGCAAAGUAUAAAUUGUGCAAAGUGAAGAGGGUGCAGACUGGUCCUAAAGGUAUCCCAUUCUUGGUGACCCAUGAUGGACGUACCAUCAGGUACCCAGACCCUGUUAUAAAAGUUAAUGACACAGUUCAGCUGGAUAUUGCUUCAGGAAAAAUAAUGGACUUCAUAAAAUUUGACUCAGGAAAUCUGUGCAUGAUCACUGGAGGCCGUAACUUGGUUCGAGUUGGGACUGUUGUGAACAGGGAACGACAUCCAGAAUCCUUUGACAUUGUGCAUAUAAAGGACGCCAAUGGUCACACUUUCGCUACGAGGUUGAAUAAUGUAUUCAUCAUUGGAAAGGCAACCAAGCCAUAUGUCUCAUUGCCUAGAGGCAAGGGAGUGAAACUGAGUAUUGCAGAAGAACGUGAUAUGAGACUAGCUGCAAAGGCAGCAUCUGGAUGAUGUAAUAGUUCUGUGGAAAAUUCUGUUUAAUUAAUAAAAAUCCAUC
Messenger RNA from Schistocerca serialis cubense, 736 nucleotides. Its product is annotated as 40S ribosomal protein S4-like. NCBI's taxonomy places the organism in Eukaryota, Metazoa, Arthropoda, Insecta, Orthoptera, Acrididae. Gene Ontology annotation, cellular component: ribosome; cytosolic small ribosomal subunit. The transcript has 2 exons. Gene Ontology annotation, molecular function: RNA binding; structural constituent of ribosome. The record is from RefSeq and is a predicted model, not a curated record. Gene Ontology annotation, biological process: translation. Bases 1 to 690 code for a protein of 229 amino acids.